Messenger RNA from Adineta ricciae, 2280 nucleotides. Lineage: Eukaryota; Metazoa; Rotifera; Eurotatoria; Adinetida; Adinetidae. The record is from the annotation of a GenBank genome assembly.
AUGGAAGCGCCUUCGAUUGAAUCGAUACCUCAAAUCAUAAAUCAAGAUGAUGCAGAGGCAAUGGUACAGUGUACAAGUAUGAAUUCGCUACUCGAUGAUGAGAAUAUUGAACAAGAGAAGGUAUUUGUUCAUCAAGAAAGUCAAGUAAAUAGAGAAGAUUUGAAAUCGAUGAAGAGGAUUGAAACACCGAAACGUCCUAGACCGAUUAAAUCUGCUACCAGUCAAUUCUCUACAAAAACAAUCGAGCGGCCAUUGAAAACGGAUCUUCCACCAUCGAAGACUGACGAUCAUCCUGUUACAAGGAACUCUGUGACAGUAGACACAAGCAAAGCAAGAUCCAAUCUCGAUGUCGUUAGAAUGUGCAUUCGAGAGCUCCGUUGGAAAGAAUGCCCGUUUCCUUCCGCGUCGGAUUCAGAUAUCUACUGGCACUCGCAAACCUUUCAUGAAGGUAAUGCUAACUUUGCAUCAAGUUCAGGACGAGUGAAUAAAUUUCCUGGUAUGAGCGAUUUGUUGCGUAAAGUUCAUCUCACACGUUCGUUGAACAACAUGAGAUUAUUAUUUCCGGACGAAUACAAUUUCUAUCCUAAAACAUGGUUUCUUCCCGAGCAAAAUCAACAAUUUAAAGACGACAUCCGUUACAUUCAUAAGCAAGAUAAAAUGCAUCAUCGAUCACUAACAACGUUCAUCGUUAAACCAUCAGAUGGUUCACAAGGCGAAGGUAUCUAUUUACUCCGAGAUCCAGCACAUUGCACUGUCACUAGUCGUCCGCAUGUGGUCCAAGAAUACAUCGAUCGACCAUUACUGAUGAAUGGCUUGAAAUUUGAUUUGCGAAUUUACGCUCUCAUUCUAAAUCUUUAUCCAUUAGAAAUCUUCCUCUACGACGAAGGGCUCGUUCGUUUUGCGACAGUGCACUACGAUGCGCCAUCAACAGACAAUCUUCAUCAAACUUAUAUGCAUUUAACUAACUAUUCGUUAAACAAGCGUAGUUCAAACUAUAAACAUGUUGUAGAUAGUCAUCAGACAGACGGAAGUAAACGCAAAUUAAGCACCGUCUGGAAGCAAUUAAUUUCUAGCUAUGGUAAUGUUCGAAUCGAAGAAGUCAAAUUAUCAAUUAUUGAAAUGGUUAAUAAAACUAUUCUUGCUAUUUUACCUAAUUUACGAGUAGAAUAUGAGCUAGAAAUACCGUUAACACGGAAGCAAAGUCUUUCCUGUUUUCAAAUCGUUGGUUUUGACAUAAUUCUAACGAAUGAAUUGAAACCGGUUCUACUUGAAGUCAAUGCUAAUCCAUCGCUUCGAAUUGAUUUUGAUAAAGAAAAUGAAACGGGGAAGAUCACCUAUCAUGCAAGUCCGAUCGAUGAAGAGAUUAAACGGCCGUUAAUAUUAGAAACAUUAAAAUUGGCUUUACCCAAGAAAAGAUUGCAAACAUUUACUCGCCAUGCGCAAAUUCAAGUGAAAGAUGAAUUAUUAACUCAACGCUUGGAAAGAGUUGCUCAACGUCGCAUCGAUGAACGAAAUGAACGAUUUAAAAGUGCUCGAAAUACACGGUUUGAUAUCAAACGAAAUCCGUACUUUUCUCGUCCAUUACCAACUCGAAAGUCAAAAGAAUGCGAAGAUAAAAUAUCAAUUGAAUCAUCUCAUGAGUUGCUACUCUCCACAGAUAAGCCAACCAUCCGUGAGAAAGCCACUUCUAAAGAGCAACGCGGUAGAUCAGCAACCGUUGCAAGACGUUCAAUGAUGAAAUCUGCAGCAAGUCGUCCAAGAUCACCAUCUCGAUUCAAUUCAGCGAAAAGAUUACAACUCAUCUAUCCAUCAUCAGACAAAACGAAGUAUCAACAUUUAGUUCUAAUCGAUAAAAUUGCUUAUAUCUACAUUCACUUCGUGGUUAUUCAUGGAGAUAAAACAAUGAGUAAUGCGCAAUUUCGAACAUUUGCAAAUACAUGUGGGAUUAUCGAUGAAAUAAUCACAGCAUCGUCAAUUGACAUUCUCUACUAUCAGAUAGUAAGAAAAUGGCAGCAAUUCGUGUCACGAGUUCCUGUGACAGGUUUACCAUUCUCCGCUUUUGUAGAAGUUAUGUUUCUUUUAUCUCAACGUAAAUAUACCAGUGCCUCAUCGUUACUCGACAGUGUCUAUGAACUAGUUAACAUAUGCAUUCGUAAUUUAAAAUCAUCUUUUCAAACGUCUGCUUCUCAACAGCAGCAGCAGCAUUCUAUUCGAAACAAUCGUACAGUACCGAAACAAACGACGAAAAGUAUUUUCCCACUAUUUUUCGAUGUUUUAUAG